AUGGAAAGAAUGACAACGAAACUUCUAAUCCAGAGUGACCAUUUCAAACUGACCUCAACCCAGCAACGACGUCCGUCGAAGUUCAGACAGGACACAGCUGACGACUGCCAAGAUCCUGACCCGGCUGACGUCAUCGAUGACAUCACUGAAAAAAUUCGUCCUAUGGUCAAGAAGGCAAUAUCGUGUGAUAGCAUAUUGUCUGAUCUAGACGGCUCAACCACCGAGGCUGUGAGGUUGGGACAGAUCGAACUAUCAGUGCAUUAUAACAGACAAACAUCCGAACUGUCUCUGACAAUCAUUCAAGCACGUGACCUUGAACGUGAUGACGUCAGAUUAUUUAGUGCUGGUGGUGUAAGUGGUGGGGGUGGGGGAGUGAGUUUCGUGGGAGGUGCUAAUUGUGGUGUAGAUUCAUUUGUCCAGGUGUCCAUUAGCCCCAGGAACCAGGGAAAGUUUUGCACCAAAUUUUAUGGAGUUAUGUUUCUGAAAACAAUUUUAAAAACAACGCUCAUAAACUCAUCCAUCAAAUUACGAAACAAAAUAAUGUACGUUGAGCAGCAUGCAAUGGAACGCCGAUGGAUAAAAAUAUCAUGCACCACGUGCGACAAUACAAUCGACGUUAAAACGAUACUGUUGAAUUUUUAA
This is a messenger RNA of Helobdella robusta, 642 nucleotides long. RefSeq lists its product as hypothetical. The coding region runs from base 1 to 642 and encodes 213 amino acids. NCBI's taxonomy places the organism in Eukaryota, Metazoa, Annelida, Clitellata, Rhynchobdellida, Glossiphoniidae. The transcript is spliced from 5 exons. The record is from RefSeq and is a predicted model, not a curated record.